Rotaria socialis is the source of this 1407-nucleotide messenger RNA. NCBI's taxonomy places the organism in Eukaryota, Metazoa, Rotifera, Eurotatoria, Philodinida, Philodinidae. The record is from the annotation of a GenBank genome assembly.
AUGCAACAAAUUUCACCGAUAAAAGCUAUCUACAAUUUAGCACAACGAAAUAAAAUAUUUGUUGAAUAUCGAUUGGAAAAAGAGUUUGGCCCAGUUCAUCGAAAAAUAUAUACAGUUCGACUUCAUGUAGAUGAUAAAAGUUAUGUUGGUACUGAGCAUAGUAUUAAAUCAGCAAAGUAUGCGGCUGCGCAACUAGCUCUGAAUGAUUACCAUAAUGCAAUAAACAUCAAUAAUUAUGACCAAGAUAAUUCACAAAUAAACGAAUUCCAAUCACCAACUGUUACAUUAAAUAUAUGGUCUAUUCAAAAUCAUAUUUCAAUUCGUUAUGUUUUGCUCAAUCAACAAUUUAAAUCAAACUCAACAAAUCAGUCGUGUAUUCUUUUUUAUUAUCGUCUUUAUCUUGGUCAUAAUUCAUAUUUUGAUGGACAUGGUUAUACACACCAGCAAGCUCGUACUAAGUGUGCUCUUGAUGCUUUAUUUUUCUUACGUCAAAAUCAAAUAUCAACACAACAUUUGAAUGUUCCAUUCUUAUCGAAUGCUAGAAAACAACAUCCACGAAAAUCCGAUAUAUCUCUUAUGUAUGAACGAGCGAAACAACUUGGUCAUACUGUUCACAUUACUUUUGAUGAUCCAUUAACUGUCACAUAUGUUAUUGGUGAAAAUUAUUCUGCAACUGCUACAGGUUCUACUCAGCAAACAGCUAAACAAUUGGCUGCAAGAAAAAUGUUAGAAAUUUUACCAUCAACUAAUAUUCAGUUGAAACUGAAUCCGAUUACACGUAUUUAUCAAUCAGCUCAAUUACGGCAAGUCAAAAUUGAAUUUAUUCAGUUAACUGAUAAAGAAAACUUCACUUAUCAAAUCAGAUUUGGUGAUAAUGACGUAGCUGAAGGCUAUGGUAAAACGAAGAAAAUAGCUAAACAACUUGCUGCUGAAGCUUUACUUCAAAAAUUAGAUACCGCUGUUGUUUUACUACCACCACCAAGUAAAAGUUUGCUUAAAAGAGAUGGAAAUAAUGAGAAAACAGAUAAACAAGAAAAAAAACAUGUACAUUUUGUAGAGGAAAUCAUUGAGAAAGAUAAUAAAAUGUCAUCUAGUCCAUCAUCAUUGCCAUCAAACGUUGAGAAUUCAUAUAAACAACAAUUGAUUGAAACUUGUCAAAAAUUAAGAAUUCAUAUUGAAUACUUAGAUAAAAUGAAUGAAAAUGAAAAUGGAAUUAGUGCACAAUAUCAAUCAAUGGUUAUUUUAUCAACUGCUGAUCGCCGUCUAGCACAAUUUCGUGGCAAUGGUCCAUCAUUAAUACGUGCACAAGAAAAUGCGUCAUCAGCGGUUUGGAAUAAUUUAAAGCAAUUAUUUAAUGGAUCUAGUCGAAUACAAAAAAUGAAAAGAAUCGAGAAAAAAUAUCAAUGA